AUGAAUAUUGGAAAUCAAAUGUUGAAUCUGGAUAAAAUUUUGCGGGACGAUGAUGAAUCUGAUUUUAUGCCAUCAGGAGGAUCGAAUUUAGCUGCUAUUUUCGGAUCACAAGUUAAGACAUUAGAAAGUUGUUCUUCAGUGAAACAAGUUCCUAAAAAAUUAAAUACUCCUCGUACUUCAAUUCAAACAGUUUCAAACAAAACAGAAGUUAUAAUAGCUAAGGCAGUUUACGCAUUCAAAUUACAAAAUGGAACUUACAUUUCAAUUGGCAAACUUGGUAUGGCCCUUACGGCAAAUGUAGCAAAAAAAGUAUACCAGAUUAUUUUGUAUAAAAACAAACAAGAGCCUGUGUCAGUUGUUACAGUGGUACAUGAUUUUUUCUAUGUAAUACAACCAAAUAAUUACUCAAGCUAUUAUGAUAGCAAUAAGGAAAACUGGACAAUUGCAUUUGAAAAUAAUGAUGUUUGUACAGAAUUUGCUAAAGAAAUAGGAUUAGCUCGGUAUUUUUCAAAAACUGGAACACUAGAAAGUGUGCUAUAUCAGGAUUUAUCACCAACUAAUAAAGAUGUAACAGCAAAAGAAGGAGAUAAUGUGAAUAUUAAAUAUUUUAUUACUGUAGAAAUAACACAGCCUCUAAGAAGUAACCUUACCGCAUUUCAAACAAUGAUGGUAGAAAUAUCUACUGAUGAUAACUGGGAAAAGACACUUUUAGGAAGCAGUAUAGGACUAAAAAGACUUUUAUUUCUGCCUCCUAAUAAACAGAUUAGUUUAGGACCAGGGUUUCCUAAAGAAAAAGAUGUUUUAUUAGAUAUAGAAAUAGUAGAUGUACAAACACCAGAAGAAACUUCUCACAGUCAGAAAAUUGGAAGUGGUAAAGCUUCUAUUAUAUCACGAAUGGCGAAAAUGGGACAAUCUAUAUUACCAAAACUUCCUACAUCUGCUACUGCAGAAUCUGAAGAUACUGAAAGUGUUAAAAGAAAAGAGGAUCUAAGAUUUAGAUCCAAGACUAAGGUUUUAGGAUCUAUGUUGAUUAAAAGAAGAAAUGACGUGUCCGUAACAAAUACUGCUUGUAAACCUUUUAUUAAUUCAUCUGUAUAUACUCCUCAAUGGUCUUCUACACAAAUACAGCCAAAUUUUGUUACGUUGGAUGGUCAAGUAUAUUCAUUGCAGCAGUCACAAGCAGUACCUUCUACAAUACCCACAAUGAUAGAUCCAGGACUAAAUAUGUUAUUGUCAGAAACUAGAAUGGCAAAUGCAGAACUUAGAAUGGGAAUGUCUAAGAUAGUUGAAAAUGUGCAAAAAAUGAUUGACAAGUUUCAUGUUCUUGAACUUCAAAAUGCUACAUCUCCUAUAAAAGAUAAAGCGGUUUUGGAGACCACUUUGAAAAUGCUUUUGAACAUGAAUACAUCUGAAGAAAAAACUAAUCAACUACAUAAGAAUACCAAUACAGCUGUUGACAAUUGCAUACAGUUAAAUGAAAUGAAAGACGAAAUAAGUAUACUGGAAGAAAAACUGAAAGAGUCAGAAAAAUAUACAAAAGACCUUGAAAUUCAAAAAGAAUCUUUAGUACAAAUUAAUGAAAGUUUAUCUAAAACUAUUAAAGAAUUAGAAGUAUCUUUAAAGAAUUCAAAUGCUACAUUUGUUAAUGCGAAAAAAAAUUUAGAAGAAGUACAGAAAUAUAAUGGCAAAGAUGAGGAACAGUCAGAGAUAUUAGAGAACAAAAUGCUUAAGCUUUCUGAAGAAUGCAGUAUUGUUGAGGAAGCUACAAGUUCUGCAGAAGUUAAAGAAAACGAUAGUAAAAACAAGGAAAUCAAACAUAUAAUGAAUAAAAUCUAUCACGUUUUAUUAGAUAAGUUUGUAGAUGAAUCCUAUUCUACAAAUUAUAUAAGAACAAUAAUAGCAAGUACAAUAAAAAAUGUUACAUUACAAGUUUUGUAUAACACUAAUGAAAACAGUGAUAUGGAAUUGGAGGCAGCUUCUAACAGAAAUGUAGAAACUGAUGUUUUGAAAACAGACAGUACAGAAUUAAACGAGGUGUCUUCUGUAUCAUAUAUUGAACCACCACCCAUUCCUCCUAUUGAUAGUGAAGAUGACAAUAAUUAG
Messenger RNA from Habropoda laboriosa, 2103 nucleotides. Its product is annotated as FK506-binding protein 15-like. Lineage: Eukaryota; Metazoa; Arthropoda; Insecta; Hymenoptera; Apidae. The coding region runs from base 1 to 2103 and encodes 700 amino acids. The transcript is spliced from 13 exons. The record is from RefSeq and is a predicted model, not a curated record.